Molecule: messenger RNA, 453 nt
Organism: Penicillium vulpinum
Lineage: Eukaryota; Fungi; Ascomycota; Eurotiomycetes; Eurotiales; Aspergillaceae
Product: Carboxylesterase type B
Exons: 2
Coding region: 1-453 (150 amino acids)
Source: RefSeq, a predicted model, not a curated record
AUGAGGCUGCUGCCUGGCACUAAGCCAGGCAGCACACCCUUUUUUGUGGAGAUUGUAUAUGGUGCUACGUCCCCGCAGGUGCCGCAGCCUUCGGGCAGACGUACCGCGACAGGAGGGGUUGUGCCUGGUGAACAACCAGUCAUAUAUGAUGCGCAAGCUUGUGUCAACCUGACCAUCUAUGCGUCUGCCAAGGGCUACUUCGACGACACUGGCCUAUCAAUGCCCAAAAAGCUCCUUUGGGUACUCGUCUAUAUGCAUGGGCGACUGUGGUUUCAUCGAAGACAACGGCCCAUAUCUGUUCAUGAUACGACAAAGACGACUGAGCCGGUAGCCCGCGAACCCAUUGGUUUGAUAAUUGUAUCGAUAGAUUACCAGCUGAACUGGCAGGGCUUUAUCGCCUGCUACGAGCUACUCGAUGACCAGGAAGCGUGGCGAGCCUACAUUCAAUUGUAG